UUGACGUUCCGCGAGUUGUAGUUUUUUGUUUUACUCUUGCACCAUCCGCCAGGAGUGGAUCUCCAGACAGGACAACGAUGACAAUGAUUCCGAUCGCCCCUAUACAGUUACGAGUGUUCGAUAAGCCAGGGAUGACCGAUUCCAAGUACUUCACCACCACCAAGAAGGGUGAAAUUUUCGAGCUCAAGUCCGAGCUCAACAAUGACAAGAAGGAGAAGAAAAAGGAAGCGGUCAAGAAGGUCAUUGCCAGCAUGACGGUUGGCAAGGACGUUUCCGCACUCUUUCCGGACGUCGUCAACUGCAUGCAGACGGACAACCUGGAGCUGAAGAAGCUGGUCUAUCUCUAUCUGAUGAACUACGCCAAAUCGCAGCCCGAUAUGGCCAUCAUGGCCGUCAACACGUUCGUUAAGGACUGUGAGGACACGAACCCGUUGAUUCGUGCGCUGGCCGUUCGUACGAUGGGCUGCAUCCGCGUGGACAAGAUCACCGAAUACCUGUGCGAACCGCUGCGUAAGUGUCUCAAGGAUGAGGAUCCGUACGUCCGGAAGACAGCUGCCGUCUGCGUGGCUAAAUUGUACGACAUCUCCAGUUCGAUGCCGUCUACUGUCAACCAGGUGGAGGAUCAAGGGUUCCUGGAUCAGCUGAAGGAUCUCCUGUCAGAUUCCAAUCCCAUGGUCGUCGCGAAUGCCGUUGCUGCUUUGAGUGAAAUCAACGAAGCAUCCUCCAGCGGCCAACCGCUGGUCGAAAUGAACUCGGCCACCAUCAAUAAGCUGCUGACGGCGUUGAACGAAUGCACCGAGUGGGGACAGGUGUUCAUUCUGGAUUCGUUGGCCAACUACACGCCCAAGGAUGAACGUGAGGCUCAAUCCAUUUGCGAACGUAUCACUCCACGAUUAGCCCACGCCAAUGCCGCCGUGGUGCUGAGUGCCAUCAAGGUGCUGAUGAAGUUGCUGGAAAUUUUGGCCAACGAUAGCGAUUUCUGUGCAAUGUUGACCAAGAAACUAGCUCCGCCUUUGGUGACGCUGCUCAGUUCCGAACCGGAGGUGCAAUACGUUGCCCUGAGAAACAUCAAUUUGAUUGUACAAAAGCGUCCGGAUAUUCUGAAGCAUGAAAUGAAGGUGUUCUUCGUGAAAUAUAACGAUCCAAUCUACGUGAAGCUGGAGAAGUUGGACAUUAUGAUUCGCUUGGCCAACCAGAGUAACAUUGCACAGGUUCUGAGCGAACUGAAGGAGUACGCUACGGAGGUUGAUGUGGACUUUGUACGAAAGGCAGUCCGAGCCAUCGGACGUUGCGCCAUCAAGGUGGAACCAUCGGCGGAACGCUGCGUUUCGACCCUGUUGGAUUUGAUUCAGACCAAGGUGAACUACGUCGUUCAGGAGGCUAUCGUCGUGAUCAAGGACAUCUUCCGUAAGUACCCUAACAAGUAUGAAAGUAUCAUUAGUACUCUGUGCGAGAAUUUGGAUACCUUGGACGAACCGGAAGCGAGAGCUUCAAUGGUUUGGAUCAUUGGUGAGUACGCCGAACGUAUUGACAAUGCCGACGAACUGCUGGACAGCUUUUUGGAAGGAUUCCAAGACGAAAAUGCCCAAGUCCAGCUGCAGUUGCUCACUGCCGUGGUGAAACUGUUCCUGAAACGUCCAGCCGACACUCAGGAACUCGUUCAGCAUGUCCUCUCGUUGGCCACUCAAGAUUCCGACAAUCCGGAUCUUCGUGAUCGUGGUUUCAUCUACUGGCGUUUGCUGUCCACCGAUCCCGCAGCGGCCAAAGAAGUCGUUCUCGCCGAUAAGCCGCUGAUUUCCGAGGAAACCGACCUGCUCGAACCAACCCUGCUGGAUGAGCUCAUCUGUCACAUCAGCUCUCUGGCCAGUGUUUACCACAAACCGCCAACGGCAUUCGUGGAAGGUCGCGGAGCCGGUGUCCGUAAGAGUCUACCGCACCGUUCAGCGUCGGCCGCCGGAGAAGAAGCUGCACAGGAGGCAACUGUUAUUCCGAACCAAGAAUCUUUGAUCGGUGACCUUCUCUCGAUGGACAUUGGAGCUCCAGCAGCACCUGCUGCGCCAGCCGCAAACACAAGCAAUGUAGAUCUGCUGGGAGGUGGUCUCGAUAUCCUCCUAGGACCGAACCCGACCGGUGAGGUCACCAACAACACUGCUGCCCCUGCUGCUUCCGCUGCCGCUGCUGGUGGUGUUGGAGCCGGCGGUCUUUUGGGUGACAUUUUCGGAAUAGGUCCUCCCGUUGCCACCAACAUGAUUCAAAUCCCAAAGAUCACCUGGCUCCCGGCCGACAAGGGCAAGGGUCUUGAAGUCCAGGGAACAUUCUCUCGCCGCAACGGUCAAGUGUACAUGGACAUGACCUUCACCAACAAAGCCAUGCAAGCAAUGACUGGAUUCGCCAUUCAGCUGAACAAAAACAGCUUCGGUUUGGUACCUGGUGCACCUCUCCAGGUGGCACCCCUUCAACCAUCCCAAUCCACAGAAGCAUCCCUUGCUUUGGGUACCACCGGUCCAGUUCAACGAAUGGAAGCUCUCAACAAUCUCCAGGUUGCCAUCAAGAACAACGUGGAUAUCUUCUACUUUGCCUGCCUGGUGCACGGCAAUGUCCUGUUCGUUGAGGAUGGACAGCUAGACAAACGAGUUUUCCUAACCACCUGGAAGGAGAUCCCCGCCGCCAACGAGAUUCAAUUCAACCUGCACGGAAUCGUUGGUACGGCCGAUACCGUCGCUGCAAAAAUGACCGCCAAUAACAUAUUUACCAUUGCUAAGCGGAACGUCGAGGGACAGGACAUGCUCUAUCAGUCGCUCAAACUGACCAACAACAUUUGGGUCCUGUUGGAGCUGAAGUUGUCCCCGGGAAGCCCGGAUGCGACGCUCAGUUUGAAGACUCGAUCGGUCGAAGUGGGACAGAUGAUAUUCGCUGCCUACGAGCAGAUCAUUCGGUCUCCUUAAACUGUUGAUUCGUUCGUAACAACAAGAUGAAAAAAUUAUUUAAUGCUAAUAGAAUUAUACAUAAUUCCCAACUGUACUAAUAGUGAAUACAAAGAUUCCAGGGGACACGCGUUUAUCUGAAUAUAUUUAGCAGAAAUGUUAUCCGUUACGACGGCACAGAAUUGUGAAAAAAAAACUCUCAUCCUUUAGACGAUAGCAGGUGCGGUGACACGCAGUUAAUGAAGGUAAAUAAUAUUCGCAUAUAGUGACUGCGCCAUUGUUUUUAGUUUGACAAUUAUGAGCUACACAUUAUAGGAUCCCCUUACACUAUUAACUGCAUUAUUAUACAAAAGUGAAUAUAUGAACAUUCGUAAAUGUAA
This is a messenger RNA of Ochlerotatus camptorhynchus, 3304 nucleotides long. RefSeq names its product adaptor protein complex 1/2, beta subunit (gene AP-1-2beta). The record is from RefSeq and is a predicted model, not a curated record. Gene Ontology annotation, cellular component: membrane coat; clathrin adaptor complex. Lineage: Eukaryota; Metazoa; Arthropoda; Insecta; Diptera; Culicidae. Gene Ontology annotation, biological process: intracellular protein transport; vesicle-mediated transport. Bases 78 to 2945 code for a protein of 955 amino acids. Gene Ontology annotation, molecular function: clathrin binding. The transcript is spliced from 5 exons.